This is a messenger RNA of Daldinia loculata, 1302 nucleotides long. RefSeq names its product acid protease. The transcript has 2 exons. Gene Ontology annotation, molecular function: aspartic-type endopeptidase activity. Gene Ontology annotation, biological process: proteolysis. Bases 1 to 1302 code for a protein of 433 amino acids. Lineage: Eukaryota; Fungi; Ascomycota; Sordariomycetes; Xylariales; Hypoxylaceae. The record is from RefSeq and is a predicted model, not a curated record.
AUGCAGUCUUUCGCGAAGUUGUUGCUCCUCUUUGGGCUCUUGGCCCUGGCUUCUGCCUCCCCGGUUAGAAUCCAAAAACGAGGUGUAUACAAGGUUGAACGAGUUCCGAACCCGAACUAUACUGGUCGUAAUGGUCCUCGAGCUCUAUUAAAGACACUCCGGAAAUAUAGGAUGCCUAUACCGGCAUCCGUUGCAGGCGCUGCUCAGCAACAGACUGAGAUGAUCUCAAAGAGAGAACCUAAGAGAGGAAAAGGUCACCGUCAAAAGGGUCAGAAUGGAGGUGCAGCCGCAGGUGGCCAGGCUGCCGGGUCCGCUGCUAACGGAACCGGUCUCGUGACGACAACCCCUGAGGCUAACGAUGUUGAGUAUUUGUCUCCUGUCACCAUUGGUGGACAAACUUUGAACCUCGAUUUCGACUCCGGCUCGUCCGAUCUAUGGGUUUUCAACAGUCAGCUUAGCACAGCCGCGACUCAGGGCCACACUAUCUAUGACCCAACUCAAUCCAAGACGUUUGCUCUCAUGCAAGGUGCCUCAUUCGAAAUUUCUUACGGUGACGGCUCGGGUGCUGCGGGCAACGUCGGCACUGAUACUGUGGACAUUGGCGGCGCUACCGUUACCAAGCAAGCAAUAGAGUUGGCCACCGCUGUCUCCCGAUCUUUUGUCGAGGACACCAACAACAACGGCCUACUCGGUCUCGCAUUCAGUCAACUUAACACUGUUCAGCCAGCUCAACAGAAGACGUUCUUCGACAACGUAAAGUCGUCACUCGCCGAACCCCUUUUCACUGCCGAUCUCCGCGCGCAAGCAGCUGGCGCAUACGAGUUCGGGCGUGUGGAUACGAGCAAGUUCACAGGUGCCAUGACAUGGGUUCCCGUCAAUACAACAGAUGGUUUCUGGCAAUUCACGAGCGAGAAAUUCGCAGUCGACGGUGGAACUCCCCAGACUUCUACGGCCGGCGCACAGGCGAUUGCCGACACCGGUACCACUCUCCUUUUGGCCGAUCCUGCUGUGGCACAGGCCUACUAUGCGCAAGUCGAUGGCGCCGUAGAUGACCAACAGCAAGGUGGCUUUACGUUUCCUUGUAGUGCACAACUGCCCGAUCUCCAGCUGGAUGUGGGUGGCACCAUGGCUACCGUCAAGGGCACCGACAUCAACUUUGCUCAAGUCGAUGAUCAGACUUGUUUCGGUGGUCUACAAGCUACGACGGCAGGUCUCCAGAUCUACGGUGAUAUCUUCUUCAAGAGCAACUUUGUCGCCUUUAACGGCGGAAACAACACUCUUGGAUUUGCACAGCACGUAUAG